AUGAAGUUGGACACCCCGUACAAUCCACUUCUCACCGCGCCAGCUGACCUGAACCACGCGCCGGGCUUCCUGCAGAGGACACUGGUAUCGGUUACUGGGGCUUUGCCCACACCAUCGCAAAGCAGUCCACAGGGUGGUUUGCUACCCAUCUCACCUUCAGCUGUGAUCCAUCGGCGUGUCGUGCAAUCGCCUGUGGCGACUCCGGCUUUGACUCCUUCUCCAUCGGGCGCUAAAUGGGCAAAGUCUGCCGGUCACAUGGGAGGAACGACAGCCAUCCCCGCUUGUGUUAUUGCUGUACCUUCGCCCACGAGAGCUUUGGCAAUUUCAAGCACUACGUGCACCACGGAGGCCACGCAGCAGGCAGAGCCACUGGAUGACGACGAGGAGGAUGAUUCCGGAUCUGACCAGGUGGUCCCAGUGCACCUUCGGAAUCCAGAGGACGCGCCGAGGGCUCCGGCUGGAGCCAAACAUCCAUCACUGGGCUCGGAGGGCCAUGAUGAGGGCGGCUGCAAGAGGUGCUGCUUCUUCCCGCGUGGACGCUGCACAAAUGGGUACAACUGUGAGUUCUGCCAUUACGAGCACGAGAAGAGGAAGCGAAAGAACAAGAAGAAGAUCAAGAAGAAGGAUGGUACACCAAUGGCUGGGGCCAUGUUCCACCCCCUGGACUUGAGGCCACCGCAGAUGCCCCCUGCACAGGUUCCUCCAGCACCGCUCGUUCUAUCGCAAGCUCUGCCAAUGCAGGCAUGCGUGCAAUCCUAUGCCGGCUACCCCCCUGAAGCGGACAGGCCUGUGAAACCACUUCUCAGCGUCCAACCUGUCCAAACAUAUGCUGGACCGCCAGCUGAGCAGGCCGUUCCUGGCCAGCACAUCAUCUACGGGCCAACGGUAGCAUGCCUCAGGGAACACUCGCGCUUUGUUGCAUUCGUUGCAGUGGUUGGCCACAAAGGCCGUUCCUACCAUUGUCAUGACGUCGCAGCCCAGCCAGCAGAUGCCAGCGCAACCUGUGGUGGCACAACAGCACCUGCCUCCGCCACCAGCGCAGACAAUGCCUGCCCACAUGGUGCCAACAGCACCAGCACCUUUGCCCCCCCACACAGUACCCUCGAUGCAGACAAUGCCUCACACGGCACCAGCCAUCCCUCCAAUGCCCCAUGCAGCCCACACCAUGGCCCAAACGGCACAGCAGCUGCCGCCCGUGGGCACCUUGCCACCCCACAUUCCGCCGCACAUGGUGACACAUGCAACUGCACCAGCUGCAGCUUUCUCACCUUAUCAGUAUCCCUAUCAAGCAGCACCACAUCAUCAGGCUUAUGGCGGCGUGCUGGACCCGACUCCACCGCCGCCGAUGCAGUCUCCGAAGCUCGGGCAGGCAGGCUUCCAGGCAUACAUGAUGCCUCCUCCCAUGGGUUCGCCCAGGCUGCCCAUGUCCACUCCUCAGUUUGGAUGGUUGGGAGACGCCGGGCCUGGAGGUUCACCGCCGCCCUGUCACUCUGCGGGCUGGCCGUCAACUGGCGCCUGCCCCGGGCAGAAGUGGCAGUCAAGGAAGGAGCUACCACCGUCGCAACAGGUGCUUCUGGGACUUGUUCGGAGGCCUUGACCGCAGGGCAAAACCGGUUUGACGACGCUCUGCGGGUAUGGACUGAGACAUCGGCCGCGGGCCGCGGGAUACCAGGCUUCGGCAGCGUAGCGGACAGUGCUGAGCAGGCAUCUUUGGCCGCCUUCGAUGGAGCAGCUGGCCAGCAGGGUUCCUGCGAUGCCCAGAGAAAGGCUUUGAAGGAUCGGAUCAGAAAGGAUGUCCUCCUGAUUUUUGCCCAGCAGCGUGUCAUUGCCGAGCGCCAGGCACAGGCUGACCUCAUCAGGACGCUGAUGAACAAGAUGACUCAGCGUGGCGGCCCUCUGCGAAUCCAGGAGAAGAUGGCAAUUCUAGAGGAGACCGUGGAGGCGUACAAAGCCUCUGUUCGAAAGCUUCAGCCCUCGUGGGCAGAAGGCCAAGUCGACUCCGAAGAGGCUGCCACGGAGCGCCGCCUCGGGGAGCUACAGUUCUCCGUGGAGGAGAGCGAGGAAGGGUUGACUUUGCAAAAGAAGUGGGAAGAUCGGCGCAUGAGAGACUUGAUGAGCAAGCGUGCGUAUGGUGUCUCAGUGUCCUUCGAUCCAGCCUUGCGAGUUCUUCUACGCCCAGAAGGAUUGGGAAACUUGCAGGUCUUCUCCCAAGGGCCUCUGGGUCCGCCGAGCCACCCCGCCAACGUGAACUUCGGUGUCAUCAACGAUGCAUCGAUGCCAGAUGUCUACCGAGAGCAUCCCGUUCCACCUUUCUUGGCUGUGCAGCCGGCGGUGAACGUGAAUCUGGGGACUUUCUCAGCGGUCUAUGUGCCAUAUCAGGACAGGUCCGCUGUGAGUGACUUGACUUCGUCUGAUAUGCUGCAAGAGGCUAGAGUGACACGGCUGGAGCUGCAGAGCGGCCCCGUACAGGGCUCGAAGUGUUCGGGAACUUUCAUGGAUGGAGGCGGGAUGAAAGGAAAGGGAUGGAGUUGUUUUUUUUGCAUCUUUAGUCAGCUGUGA
Messenger RNA from Symbiodinium necroappetens, 2559 nucleotides. The record is from the annotation of a GenBank genome assembly. NCBI's taxonomy places the organism in Eukaryota, Dinophyceae, Suessiales, Symbiodiniaceae.